AUGAUGAUUUAUAGGUGGAUUAUUUGUAUUUUAUUCUUAUCUAUUCACAUUAAAUAUGGACGAGCUCAAGGAUCAGCUUUUCGGGAUAUUCCAAAUGUAUACUUCACGAAUUUGUCAGCUGUAUCUUCAACAGCCUCGCCACUUACGGCAAAAACAACUCAAUAUAUUCGUGAUCAAUUAGUUCUUCUAACGGAACACUUUCAAUCAAUAUCAUUACGCAGUACAGAUCGCGUUAUGCGUAAAAUAUAUAUGCAAUCAUUAGACACAUUUCUUAUUGACAAACGUAAUUUAACUCAGCUUGUUAGAGAAAUGGCUAAUUAUACAAACCGUGCUAUUAUGAAAAAAUUAGAAGCUAUUCGAACUUUAGUCACUAUAACUGAACAAUCAUAUCGUCGAUUUGCUGAAACCGAUGAAAAAACUCGCAAUGCUACUGCGCAAUAUAUGCUGCAACAUGGUUAUUUAAGUUCCAAAGAUGUUCAUAAUGUAACAAUAAAUAGUACAUAUGAAGAUUCUUCACUUAGAACAACGAUUGACGGAUUAAAUAAUGACAAUGUUGAUAGAUCUGUAACUGGUGGAACAACAACACCAUUAUCAUAUACAAAAGCUACAAGUGAAGCGUCAACUGACUCUGACACUGAAGAAGAUGUAUUAAAAAAGAAAUUAUUUAUUCAAUCAAAAAAACAUUUCGGUGGUGCCUUUGUUAAUAUAACACAUAGUACAGUUCAUGUACCAACAAUUAUUUAUUCAUUAAAUCAAGAAAUUCUCUUAACUGCUAACUGGUCGUAUAAUCUUAAUCAAGCAUUUAUUGAUAAUUAUAAUCAUGAUCCUGAAUUAACGUGGCAAUAUUUUUGCAGUCAAACAGGCCUUUAUCGUGUAUGGCCAGGUCAUAUGUGGGAUUAUCCCGAAGGCGAUUCGGAUAAAUUAGAUUUAUUCGAUUGUCGUGUGCAAAAUUGGUAUAUUCGAGCAACAUCAUCUCCACGUGAUGUUAUUAUUUUAAUUGAUGCGAGCGGUUCAAUGACUGGAUUAAAAAAAUCGAUUGCAGUACAAACCGUUGAAACGAUAUUGGAUACCUUAUCGGAUGAUGAUUUUGUUCAAAUAAUUAAGUUUCAAGAAAAUGCAGCAUUUAUUGAUGAUUGCUUCCAAAGUGGACUUGUUCAAGCGACAGUUGAAAAUCGACAUAAAUUUCGCACAUCAGUCAAUACUGGCAUUGAAACAAAAGAUAUUGCAAAUUUUACUCGAGCACUCAAUAUGGCGUUUGAUUUAUUAGACAAUGCGCGCAUGAAAAUCGCUCGUACCGAAAAUGCCAAACUCAUAUGUCAAUGCCAUUAUCUGCAAACUGACAAUCAAACUGAAACGCAACGAGAUGCAUUUUGUCCGUCAGAUCUACACGGAAAACAUCAUGCAAGAGAAGAACCGAUAUUUUUAGAUAGCACUGGUUGCAAUAAAAUGAUAAUGAUCGUUACUGAUGGAGCAACGGAAACAGCGUUGAACGUUUUUCAAAGUCGUAAUUGGUAUCCAAAUAAUGUCUCAACAUGUCACCCGAUCGAAACAAGAGUAUUUACAUAUAUGAUUGGAAGAGAAUUAGGAGAUCCAAAACAUAUUAAAUGGAUGUCAUGCGCCAAUAAAGGUUAUUAUGCACAUGUAUCAACAUUGGAAGAUAUUCAAGAGAACGUUGAAGAUUAUAUCCCUGUAACAGCACGUCCAAUAGCCAUGUAUAAUGAUCAUGUAACUGUAUGGAGUAGUGUUUUUCUUGACGUUGAACGAACGUUACCAAUAAAAACAUAUAAAUGGUUCCCAUUUAAAUUAUCUGAUUUGUCCAUGUCGAUGGAUGAAUUUAAAAAUAAAUCAAAACCUGUUCAUUUGAUGAUUUCAAUUGCUCAGCCUGUACUUAAUCCACCGCAAGACAAACAAGAUGAAAAUAUUCUAUUGGGUGCUGUUGGCGUUGAUAUUCCAGUCAAACUCUUACAAGAAUUUUCACCCAAAUAUCGGCUUGGUGUUCACGCUUAUUCAUUUAUGAUUAAUCAUAAUGGUUAUUUAAUGUUUCAUCCGGAUUUACGACCUGUGUUGGGUCCAUAUCGUAAACAAAAUUAUCAUUCAAUUGAUUUGGAUAUGGUUGAAAUUCCUGAUAAUUUAAUGCAUUUUGUACAUCCUUUACCACUCAGCAAAAUUCAACAAAUUCGUAAAGAUAUGAUACAAUCAAAUGAAUAUCACGAAUCAGCUCGAGUCAAAAAGCAUUUCGAUGAUAUGAGAAGAAUAGAAGCAGUUGAACAACGAUAUUUUUAUGCAACAUUAGGAGAUAAGGAAUCAAAUCCGUUUAGUUUGGGUAUUGCUGUUCGUUUUCCUUAUGGUGAAUUUGACAUUCGAACAACAGAUCCUCAAACUGACAAAGUUGAAAUAGCUCUUCGUUUCAUUCUACAACGAAAUGUUCGUAUUGCUGAUUGGAUCUAUUGUAAUUCAACAGCUGAAGAUAAUAUUGGCGAUACUGAAGAAUCAUUUCGUGGUUAUCUUAAAGAAAAAAUUCAAACUAAACGAAUCAAAUCGUGUCCCUAUGAAGCAAGCAAACAACUAAUUAAUAUGAUGAUUGAAGAAUUAUAUAUAAUGAGUAAAUUUGAAAAUUGGACUAAAACUGGUGUAACUGGCAGUGAAAAUCCAAGUCCAUUGGACGAUCCGGCACAUGCGCAUUUCAAAGAAUUUCAACAUGAAAAUCAUUUACAUUGGAUAUUUUUAGCGACACGUUCAGGUAUAACUGCCUAUUGGCAAUUGUAUAAUCUAGCUAAUGAAGAACAUAUGCGGCAAUUUGGUGAUGCAAAUCCAAAUUCAAUUGAAUCUAGUUAUUACGAAAGAACAAUUAAUGCAACUUAUAUGUAUGGCGCUGAUCAUAUCGAUGGUGAUCAUCAUAUUUAUUCACUUUUUUAUGGCAUAUCAAAUGUACCGGUGUCCAAUACACUAGGAAAUGGCGGUACAACAACAACGACGACAACAAAAUCACAAAUGUAUUUAGUUAUUACAACGGCCAUUUGGAUGAAUAAAACAUCGCAGAGACCGCAAAAGAAAAUUUCAAGUGGUUCAGGAAAUGUUCCAUUUGGAGUCUUUGGAGUUGUGUUGCCAUAUAAAACAGUGAGAUCAAGACAUUUUUCUAAUCUCUGUGCAAAAAUGGAUACAGGAAUUUGUUAUAUUAUUGAUGAAAAUGGUUAUAUUAUGUUUAUUAGUCAGCCAGAAGGAACUGAUAGAACGGAGGAUAUUGGAAAAUUCAUAGGUGAAUUCGAAGGUCCACUAAUGCAAGAUUUAGUGGCGAAAAAGAUUUUCUCAGAACUGAAAAUGGUUGAUUUUCAAGGUGUCUGUUUACAACGUAAAUUACGAUACGAGAAGAGUGCUAGUGGUCUCUUUCAUGGCAUUCUUCAAACAGCUUCCAUGAUGAUAUGGAAUAUUAUUAAUCAUAUUGCAAUGUUUUUGGUUCGCGAUAUUGUUAUUUGGCCACAAUGGACUUAUGCAGCUAAAAAAGCUAAUCUCGCUAAUAUAAAUACAACAGUCGAAGCACCACCACAGAAAACUCAUAUUCGUGAAAGCCUCAGUAAUAUUCUCUUAACAUAUAUCGACUUUCGUCGUCCGAUAUUAGAUUAUAAAGGAUAUCAUAAUGGAUCAAAAGAUGAUGACUCAAUUGAACGAGUACCUGAAUCAUGUAUCGAAGAAUUUAAUCUUUACGUUUCAACUUGGAAAGGUUGGCUAGGGCCAUUGCCAUCAACAGAUAAUUCUGUAACAUGGGAACAAGUCGAACGUGAUAAUUCCGUGCAUGGUACAAUCAGUUGCACACAUGUUGUGAAAGAAACAGAAAAUUUCGAUGAUUUUUAUGGAAAUAAUUCGAAUGGAACAAAUUAUUCAACAACGAUUCCACCAUCUCCAACUCCACCUGUUGCUGAAUCAUUUAGUUAUUCAAUAUCAAAAAUUCCUAAAAGUAAUUUAAUGAUGGUUUAUGUCAAUCAUCCAAAAGAAACAUCACAAUUAUGUCCAAAAUUAAUCAUAAAACGUAAACCAGUUGAAUUUACACCAGAAGAAUGGUGCACACGUUUAAAAACAACACCCUAUCGUGAAAGACCACAAAAAUGUUUUUUUGUACAUGAAGGAGAAAACAAAACCUUAUUUUCAAAAUGUUCAUACGCACUCAGAUUGACAAAUCAUAAUUUAUUAACUAACUUCAUGUGGAUUAUAAUUCUAUCCUUUUAUCAUCUAAGAGUUUGA
Molecule: messenger RNA, 4236 nt
Organism: Rotaria socialis
Lineage: Eukaryota; Metazoa; Rotifera; Eurotatoria; Philodinida; Philodinidae
Source: the annotation of a GenBank genome assembly